GCGUGGGAGCGACGCCGGAACCCUUGCCCGGGAAGGGUUCGUCGAGGCUUCCUGGGUGCCAGGUCGACGGGGCUGCGGGGGUCUUCUGGACUGGGCCAGGGGCGGUGGGCGCCAGGGUAGGCGGGCGCCCAGUGGCUCAGCUGUGGGAGUUUUCGGCUGGCGUGCGGUGGGGAAUUGCCCGAGGAGCCCUAACUUGUAUAAAAGCAGAGUCCAUUUAAAGUUGGGCUGGAUAGCCUCUCUCUCAUUGGUUAGGGGGCUUGGAAAAAAGAGACUCGGCGAGCCCUCGCUGUGGUGCUGCGCCGCCGCCGCCGCCGCUGGAGUUGACUCUUCUGCUCGCACUGCUGCUGCAGCACAAACGUGACUUCCAACAUUUUUUAUUUAUCUUUCCCUUUUCUUUUCCAAGAUGUAACUACAGAUCAGACACUAAGGACCUUCACGUUUCGCUGAUGUAGUUUUUGGAGGAAAAAGGGGGGGAGUGAAGGGCGUCGGUUUUUUUUUUCUUUUUUUUGUGUGUAUAUGUGUUUCGGGGGAAAUUUUCCAUUAUGAGUGUUUUACUAAAGUGAAUUUUUUUUUGUUUGCUUCGUUCGUCUUUGGCUCUUUUUUUUUUUUCUUCCCAAAUUCGGAUUUAUUUCAAGGCGAAUCUGGCUUUGGGGGAAGAGGAAGAAAAGUCGGAUUACAAGAUCAACCACCACCAACAACAAUAAAAACCACCAGGAUAUUUUUUUGCAAAUUUCUGACGGCUUUAAAUUCAUGAAGCAAUUGUCCCCUUUUGCAAUCAGCAUUUGGAUCUCAGAAUGAGCAAGGAAAGACCCAAGAGGAAUAUCAUUCAGAAGAAAUACGAUGACAGUGAUGGGAUUCCCUGGUCAGAAGAAAGGGUGGUACGCAAAGUCCUUUAUUUGUCUCUGAAGGAGUUCAAGAAUGCCCAGAAGCGCCAGCACGGGGAAGGCAUUGCUGGGAGCCUGAAAGGGGUGAAUGGGCUCCUUGGUAAUGACCAGACUAAGGGAUUAGGACCAGCGUCAGAACAGUCAGAGAAUGAGAAGGACGAUGCAUCCCAGGUGUCCUCGACUAGCAACGAUGUUAGUUCUUCAGAUUUUGAAGAAGGGCCGUCGAGGAAAAGGCCCAGGCUGCAAGCACAAAGGAAGUUUGCGCAGUCCCAGCCGAACAGCCCCAGCACAACUCCAGUGAAGGUCGUGGAGCCUUUGCUACCCCCGCCAGCUACUCAAAUUUCUGACCUCUCCAAAAGGAAGCCUAAGACGGAAGACUUUCUCACCUUUCUCUGCCUUCGAGGUUCUCCCGCGCUGCCCAACAGUAUGGUUUAUUUUGGAAGCUCUCAGGAUGAGGAGGACGUCGAGGAGGAAGAUGACGAGACAGAAGACGUUAAAACAGCCACCAACAAUGCUUCAUCUUCAUGCCAGUCAACCCCCAGGAAAGGAAAAACCCACAAGCACGUUCACAAUGGGCAUGUUUUCAAUGGUUCCAGCAGGUCGACGCGGGAGAAGGAACCUGUUCAGAAACACAAAAGCAAGGAGGCCACUCCCGGGAAGGAGAAGCACAGCGACUCCAGGGCGGACAGCCACGGCCGAAGGGAGCCGGCUCCUGCGCCGCCUGCGGCUGCCCCCGCCUCAGCUUCCUCGGCCAAGGGGCUCGCUGCCAGCCACCACCCCCCUCCACAUCGGCCGGCUCAGGACUUACGGAAGCAGGUUUCUAAGGUAAACGGAGUCACUCGAAUGUCAUCUCUGGGUGCAGGUGCAACCAGUGCCAAAAAGAUUCGCGAAGUCAGACCUUCACCAUCCAAAACUGUGAAGUACACUGCCACGGUGACCAAGGGGACUGUUACGUACACCAAAGCCAAGAGAGAACUGGUCAAGGAAACCAAACCCAAUCACCACAAGCCCAGUUCAGCUGUCCACCACACAAUCUCAGGGAAAACCGAAAGUAGCAAUGCAAAAACCCGCAAACAGGUGCUAUCCCUCGGGGGGGCGUCCAGGUCCACCGGGCCUGCCGUCAACGGCCUCAAGGUCAGUGGCAGGUUGAACCCAAAGUCAUGCACUAAGGAGGUGGGGGGGCGGCAGCUGAGGGAGGGGCUGCGGAAUUCCAAGAGGAGACUGGAAGAGGCACACCAGGCGGAGAAGCCGCAGUCGCCCCCCAAGAAGAUGAAGGGGGCGGCCGGCCCCGCCGAAGCCCCCAGCAGGAAGGCCGCGGCCGCCCCGGCCGAGAAGCCCCUGCUGAACGGACACGUGAAGAAGGACGUGCCCGAGCGGAGUUCGGAGAGGAGCCGGCCGAAGCGGGCGGCGGCCGGCAGGAGCGCGCCGGGCAGACAAGCACACGGCAAGGCGGACAAGGCGGACAAGGCGGACGGCGCCGCCCCCUGUGACCCCCGUUCUACCUCGCAACCCGAGCCCGCGCACAAGCCGCACGAGCCGCCGGGCAAGCCCGAGAAGGGCGCCAGGGCCGGCUGGGCGGCCAUGGACGAGAUCCCCGUGCUCAGGCCCUCGGCCAAGGAGUUCCACGACCCGCUCAUCUACAUCGAGUCGGUCCGCGCUCAGGUGGAGAAGUACGGCAUGUGCAGGGUGAUCCCGCCGCCCGACUGGCGGCCCGAGUGCAAGCUCAACGACGAGAUGCGCUUCGUCACGCAGAUCCAGCACAUCCACAAGCUGGGCCGGCGCUGGGGCCCCAACGUGCAGCGGCUGGCCUGCAUCAAGAAGCACCUCAGAUCUCAGGGCAUCACCAUGGACGAGCUCCCGCUCAUAGGAGGCUGCGAGCUCGACCUGGCCUGCUUUUUCCGGCUGAUUAACGAGAUGGGCGGCAUGCAGCAAGUGACUGACCUCAAAAAAUGGAACAAACUCGCAGACAUGCUGCGCAUCCCCAGGACUGCCCAGGACCGGCUGGCCAAGCUGCAGGAGGCCUACUGCCAGUACCUGCUCUCCUACGACUCCCUGUCCCCCGAGGAGCACCGGAGGCUGGAGAAGGAGGUGCUCAUGGAGAAGGAGAUCCUGGAGAAGCGCAAGGGGCCACUGGAGGGCCACACGGAGAACGACCACCACAAGUUCCACCCGCUGCCCCGCUUCGAGCCCAAGAACGGCCUCAUCCACGGCGUGGCGCCCAGGAAUGGCUUCCGCAGCAAGCUCAAGGAGGUGGGCCAGGCCCCGCUCAAGACGGGCCGGCGGCGCCUCUUCGCUCAGGAAAGGGAGGCGGCCAAGGAGGAGGAGGAGGACAAGGGCGUCCUCAGCGACUUCCACAAGUGCAUCUACAAGGGAAGAUCUGUUUCUCUAACAACUUUUUAUAGAACAGCAAGAAAUAUCAUGAACAUGUGUUUCAGCAAGGAGCCUGCGCCAGCCGAGAUCGAGCAAGAGUACUGGAGGCUAGUGGAAGAGAAGGACUGCCACGUGGCUGUGCACUGCGGCAAGGUGGACACCAACACUCACGGCAGCGGAUUCCCAGUGGGGAAAUCAGAACCCUUUUCAAGGCACGGAUGGAACCUCACCGUCCUCCCCAAUAACACAGGGUCCAUCCUGCGUCACCUCGGUGCUGUGCCUGGAGUGACUAUUCCCUGGCUUAACAUUGGCAUGGUCUUUUCUACCUCAUGCUGGUCUCGAGACCAAAACCACCUUCCCUACAUUGACUACUUACACACUGGUGCUGACUGCAUUUGGUAUUGCAUUCCUGCUGAGGAGGAGAACAAGCUGGAGGACGUGGUGCACACCCUGCUGCAGGCCAACGGCACCCCCGGGCUGCAGAUGCUGGAAAGCAACGUCAUGAUCUCCCCGGAGGUGCUGUGCAGGGAGGGCAUCAAGGUGCACAGGACGGUACAGCAGAGCGGCCAGUUCGUCGUCUGCUUCCCGGGGUCCUUCGUGUCCAAGGUGUGCUGUGGCUACAGCGUCUCAGAAACCGUGCACUUUGCUACCACCCAGUGGACAAGUAUGGGCUUUGAGACGGCCAAGGAAAUGAAGCGCCGCCAUAUAGCCAAGCCGUUCUCCAUGGAGAAGUUGCUCUACCAGAUUGCACAAGCGGAAGCAAAAAAGGAGAACGGUCCGACUCUCAGUACCAUCUCGGCCCUUCUGGAUGAGCUCAGGUACCAUAGAUUUGACCAAGACCCCACGCUGAGGCCUGAGUGGCCGCAGGGCCAAAUGGGCAGAGAUGUUGGGGAGCAGCCUGUUUGCUACAAUGUCCCCUUUUGUCUUCGUAGACCCUGUUCUAGGCCGUCAGGUUUUUGGGUUUCUAAUCCAUGUCCAUGUUUGAAAGUCCCUGAUCCUCCUGGUUUGGUCAGUAGGUGGCAGGACAGGCUGCCCUGCUGUGUGCACCCGCUCCUAGUCCCUGGUGGCUCCCCCAGGCUGUGCCCAGCCCUGCCCUGGAGUCCCCAGCCCUCUGCUCUGUUGCUUCCCCACCAGGUGGUACAAGAGAACGAAAACGUGGUGUUCUGCCUGGAGUGUGCCCUGCGCCACGUGGAGAAACAGAAGUCCUGCCGCGGCCUGAAGCUGAUGUAUCGCUAUGAUGAGGAGCAGAUCAUCAGUCUGGUCAAUCAGAUCUGUGGCAAAGUAUCCGGUAAAAACGGCACCAUCGAGAACUGUCUCAGUAAACCCACACCAAAAAGAGGCCCCCGCAAGAGAGCGACCGUGGACGUGCCGCCUUCUCGGCUGGCGUCCUCCGGUUCAUCCAAAAGUGCUUCGAGCUCGUCAUGAAGAUGCCAACACCAUGGUCAAUUUAUAUAUAUUUUUUUGUAAUUAUUAUAUUCUAGUUUGGAGUACUUGCUGUAGGAUACAAGCUGUCUUUGCACUAGCUCUAAAGAAGAUUUUCUUCUGGUUUUAGAGAACUAAUUUUGUUUUAGCAUUAAACUGUUGAACUUUUUUUUGUACUUAGAAUACCUAGACACUGCAGUCAGAUUUUGGAAACUGCCGUAUAUUCACUGUUUUAAAAACCCUUGAGGGGGCUGUAUUAAUUUGUAUUGCCCCUGUGGCUGAAAAAAGCCCUUCUUGUUUGUUUUGAUUUUUUUUUUUUUUUUUUUAAUGUUGGGGGAAAAAAGGCUUUUUAACCCAUUUUUGAAGAGGGUGAAGUUUGGAGAACAAAUUUUAAAACCAUCAGUCAUGUGAGCAGGUUUUUUUAGAUUGGAAAAGGGAUAGGACACAAAUACACACACAAACACACACACACAAAAAAACUUGAAAAGAAAUGGCUUUACUUUGGCUGUCUUUUCUUCUGUCAUGUGCAAGAUGAGUUUGUACUUUGUAAACCGGAGAGCCCCGUUUUGUUCCGUUGGGCGGUUAUGGCAGCUGGAGGCGGACGUUGUUUCCUAACCAGAGGCGAAAUGUGGAGGUCGAGCGAUUAGGUUUUCGUUACCAGCACAUCACUAUGCAUCCGUGUGAGGAAGAGAGGACGAAGACAAAGACUGCCUGCCUUGGAGGGUCACUGAGGGAGACCUGUGCCUGAUUUCAUUAGGAAAUCCUUUCUGUUAUUUUUUGGUGCUGUUGGCUACUUUAUCACAAAACCCUUCAAUAGCAUCCUUAAGGAAAAAAAGGAAAAGCGACGGGAGCCGCAGGUGCUUCUGUGCCAUCGACGUGCAAUCUGACAUUCCAUCUUCAUCUCGCUGCUUCUUGUCACACCUUCACAAGUCAGCAUUAAUCUUUUUUUUUAAAUUUAUGAUCACAUUUAGAGCCACUAGGUCUGCAGUUCUUUUUGAAUGUGAAAAUGCAUUUGCGCUCAUCUUGUCUAUUUUUUCUGUCCAUGUUGUAACAAAAAGGAAAAAAAAAAGAAAAAAAAUCCCAUCCCUUUUGUACAUAUGCCUGUAAAUUGUUUUAAAUACUUGAGCCUUUUCUUGGGGGGCGGGGAGGGGUGAGAAGACAAGAUGAAGAAAAGCCUUACAUUUCAGUUUCUUCAUCGGUUGGAUUGGAUGCUUACAGGGUUUUUCUUGUAACAUUUAUAAGUGCUGCUUACAUCACUGAACAACAACAAAAAAAUAAUAAUGGAGUAGCUGUUGCCCUUCUCCGGUUGUGUGUACAGUAUGUGUGGAAUAAAAAGGGAAACUGUUUUCACAA
Ictidomys tridecemlineatus (thirteen-lined ground squirrel) is the source of this 6029-nucleotide messenger RNA. The record is from RefSeq and is a predicted model, not a curated record. NCBI's taxonomy places the organism in Eukaryota, Metazoa, Chordata, Mammalia, Rodentia, Sciuridae.